AAAAAAGAAAUUGAAAUUAAACAUCUAAGAGAUACUUAUAAAAUCGCCAUUUAUGGCUCAAAAACAAAAAUUCAUAUUUCUGACUGCUCAAAUGGUAAAAAUGCUAAAAAUUCUUCAAAUGAAUAUGGAACCACAUUCUUAAAGAAUAAAAAAUCAACUUUAUCAUUAAAUGAAUUUAACGACAAAGACCCUGAAGAGUUAUUAAAUGAAUUUAACGACGAAGACUUUGACCAUGACCAUUCAAGUAAAUAUGGGACUACAAUCUUAAAUUCAUCAUUAAAUGUAUUUAACGACGAAGACUUUGAAGAGCAACCGAGUUUAUUAAGUCAAAUUUUAAUUAAAUUUAACAACAAAGAUUCUGAGGAACAUAAAAUAUAUUUAAAACUGAUAUUUGAGCUGCAAAAUUGUGAAUUGUUGAAACCUACAAAGAACUCAUUAAACUUUAGCUUAGAAAAUGAUAAAUAUAAAAAAGUCGCUAAUAAGUUAAGAGAAAAAAUAAAUACUUUAGUUAACAAUAUAAUUGAGCUUAAUGUCGAUAAAGAAUCAAAUAUUGAGAAUAAAGAAUCGAAUAUUGAGAUGAUAAAACAAAACCUAGUCGAUUGGUUGACAAAUAUAAUAAGUUUGGAAAGAACGAGAAGAUUAAAAAAAAAAUCUGGGGCCAAAAAUUUUCAGGGGUAUAUUUCCUACUUAAUCAGUUCUACCAUUAAAAUAUCUGAAAAAUAUAAAAGAAAUAUAUGGAAUUCACUUAAUCUGUUAAUUGCACUACUAUUAAAUGGAGUGAACUACGAGUCUCUUAUUGAAACUGGCGCCACGGCAAAAUUUUUUUUAAAAAUACCUGAAUAUGUUCGUCAAGAAUUUUACAAAAAAGUUACCCAGAAUGAAAAUUAUGAACCAAAAUCG
This is a messenger RNA of Racocetra persica, 900 nucleotides long. The record is from the annotation of a GenBank genome assembly. NCBI's taxonomy places the organism in Eukaryota, Fungi, Glomeromycota, Glomeromycetes, Diversisporales, Gigasporaceae.